This is a messenger RNA of Salpingoeca rosetta, 1678 nucleotides long. Its product is annotated as YbbC. The transcript is spliced from 4 exons. The coding region runs from base 149 to 1678 and encodes 509 amino acids. Gene Ontology annotation, molecular function: peptidoglycan beta-N-acetylmuramidase activity. The record is from RefSeq and is a predicted model, not a curated record. NCBI's taxonomy places the organism in Eukaryota, Choanoflagellata, Craspedida, Salpingoecidae.
AGCACCAGUAGCAGCAGUUGUAGCAGCGCGACUUGACCAGCCCAGCCCUGCUACCGCCAACAGUGCCCGUUGUCCACUCACCAUCAUCAUUGUCACCAGCACUGUUGCUUCUCCGUUCGUCGUCGUUAAUCCAAACAAACAGACAACAAUGCGCAGUGUGGUGUUAGUGGUGGCCGCCGUGUUGGCGUGCUGCUGUUGUGGUGGCGGUGUUGGUGGCGGUGUUGGUGUUGGUGUUGUUGGAGCAAAACCAGGCGUGAUCACUGGCGCACAGCGCUUGGCGACAGACGCCAGCCUGCGACAAGCCACCCUCCAGGGCCGCGUCGGCAUCAUCUCAAACCCCACAGGCAUCCUCAAUAACUUGACGCAUAUCGUCGACUUUCUGCACACGGCACCCGAUGUGAAUCUGGUGUCCAUCUAUGGGCCCGAGCACGGCUUUCGUGGCGACCACCAGGCUGGACACGGCUCUGGCGACGUCUACACAGACAACCGCACUGGCCUCCCCGUCUACAGCCUCUACCGCAAAUAUGGACCAGAUUUGGCCAAGGUGCUGGAGGCCGAGAAGCUCGACACGCUGGUGUUCGACAUCCAGGACGUGGGCUGCCGCUUCUACACGUACAUCUGGACGCUGUGGGAUGUGAUGAGUGCGCUGCCCAACACCACCAUCCCGCACCUUGUUGUGCUGGACCGGCCAAACCCCAUUGGGGCGAACAUUGUGCAAGGGCCCGUGCUGGAGGAGGCAUUCUCCUCGUUCAUUGGCAGAUACGCCAUCCCACUCCGCCACGGCAUGACCGUCGCAGAGCUCGCGACGUUGUUCGUCAGCGCACAGCGAAACGCAUCAACAUCGUUUUCACCACCAUCAACAUCCCCUUCAUCGGCUUCAACUUCAUCACCAUCAUCACCAUCAUCAGCAUCAGCAUCGUGGGGCGCGUCGUUGUCUACUGGCACACACGCGUUCAAGCUGACCACGGUGACAAUGCUCAACUAUGAGCGCAGCAUGCUGUACUCUGACACGCACGUGCCGUGGGUGCCGCCUUCGCCCAACAUGCCCACGCUCAACACAGCGCUGGUGUACCCCGGGCUGGGCAUCAUUGAAGGGACGAACAUGUCUGAGGGGCGCGGCACGACGUCCCCGUUCAACCUGUUUGGGGCGGGCUUCUUCAACUACACCUUCAUCGACAGCCUGCACCAAGCAACCGCAGCCACAACCAUCACAAUGACCGCAGACCUGUCCCACCACAGCGCCACCACCACCACCACGAAGAACACCAUUAGCAACAGCACCACGAGCACCACCACGAGCACCAACACGAAGAACAGCGCAAAGCACAGCGGCAGUGAUGGCGAUGGUGAUCUCUUUGCCGGCGCUGCUGUUCGGGAGGCGUACUUUGUGCCCACCUUCUCCAAGUUUGCUGGCGAUGUGGUCACGGGUGCCGAGCUGUAUGUGCUUGACCCGAGCGUGUUCAAUCCAAUUGCCUGGGGCCUGGCGGUUGUGCAGGUUGGCCUGCGUGCCAGCCCAGCGUCCAUGCAGCUGUUUGACGCAGACUUUGACCUGCACUUGGGUAACAACUCGACCAGGCUCAUGCUCACGCGCGGGGAUUCGAUCCACGCCAUCGUUGCUGCGUGGCAGCCGCCCCUCCAACGCUUCAUGCACACCAGACAGCACUUUCUUCUCUACUGA